This is a messenger RNA of Cyprinodon tularosa, 3427 nucleotides long. It is a transcript of the gene rps6kl1, whose product is annotated as ribosomal protein S6 kinase-like 1. Gene Ontology annotation, biological process: protein phosphorylation. Gene Ontology annotation, molecular function: protein kinase activity; ATP binding. The transcript is spliced from 12 exons. The coding region runs from base 291 to 2606 and encodes 771 amino acids. The record is from RefSeq and is a predicted model, not a curated record. Lineage: Eukaryota; Metazoa; Chordata; Actinopteri; Cyprinodontiformes; Cyprinodontidae.
CCCCUCUCCUGCUCAGUAGGAUGAGUAUGUUCCUUCUGCAAAUGAUCCAGGCCGCUGCUGGUGCUGAUGCUGCUGAAGCUGCUGAUGCUGUUGGGCUCGGUGUCCAGGCCAUGCUUACUACACAGUAGAUGACCAUGUCCUGGUAUAAAUACUUGAGCUGUGACAUCCCUGGGUACAGAUAUGCACUAAGGAAUCAGACAACAGACAGAGAUGUGUCCUACUGCUGAAAAGAAGACACAGGUGCAAAGUAGGCCCAUCAGGACCUUGGGAGACCCAGAAGAAUCUCAGCGAUGGCGAAGAGAGAUUACCUGGUGGAGGCAGCCAAGCAGAUCCGAAUGGCUCUGGACAGCGAGGUCAAUGAAGACUAUGAAGCAGCCUUCAGCUACUACAAGAACGGAGUGGAUUUACUGUUGAAUGGAGUCCAGUUGGACCCAAACAAAGAUAGGAGAGAGGCUGUAAAGAGGAAGACCACUCAGUAUCUAAAGCGAGCUGAAGAAAUCUUCAUAACCCAUCUGCAGGAUAACCUUGGAAAAGGAGGCUCUCAUUUAGGGGGCUACAGCAGUCUGAGAUUUCGCCCGAUCCGACACUUGAGUUCACCCGUAGAAGAUCUGGAAAUGUGUAAAGUAGUGGGAGUCACUGAUAAGGUCCUGAUUGUCCAAAGCAUGGUCAACAAAGAGACAUUUGUUGUAAAGAGCCUCGUCAAAUCCAGCUGGGAGAGCAGAGACCAAACUACCAUUAUUCCUCAAGGUGUGCCCUAUAUGGUGAAGCUGCUGCGGUACUAUGUCAGUGAGGAUGCCGUGUACCUGCAUCUAGAGCAUGUCAAAGGUGGGCGACUUUUCUCCAAGUUGCGCAAACUUAGAAAUGAGAAGACCAAGGAACACCCAGACCCAUGCUUCUCCUCUGGCCACCACAUCAUGCUGAAGACAAGCCACACCUCCCCUUCAAUCACCACAGACUUCAACCACAGCAGCAGGAGCAGAGCAGUGAGUUCACACAAACCUACAGAUGAGAGUCCAGAUACAGACUUCCCAAACUCAUGGCAUGAGACUCAACAGCGAUUGGAAAGCUGCGGGACACACUCUUACAUUGAGGAGACCGGCUGCCUCCAGAACACACGGUCGGCUGCGUCGUUUUACACCAAGCUGGAUCAGCUGACUCUAGUCUCUGGCCUGACAAGGACACAAGUCAACACCCAGCUCCAUCCACCAGCCCCGAGUUUGUGUUUGCAUUCCAGUGAAGCUCAGGAAAAGCCGGCUCUUCCUCUCCCCUGUGCCCGUGUCAGCCAAGCUCUUGAUGUCAUGUCAGAACUCCAUAAAAAGAAAGCUGGGAUGGGACUGGUAGAGUGCAGCACAGACUUUGAGGCGGCCUGGGAAGCCGCUGACCCGAUGCACAGCUGUACUAAAGCAAACUCCUAUGCAGUGACUGGCAAUAAUUUGCAAAGAGCAACAUCUCAAACAAAUCAGACCUCAUAUAAAAGACCAGAAUCCCCAAUAAGUCAAAAUGCUGCUUUAAGCUCCUCUCCUGCCAUUUUGCACCUCCCUCUCCAUUGCCAGACCCAAAUCCAUGGCAGAGCAUCAUGGGAAGCUAAUGCCUCCCAACAGGGAUCCAUUUUAGGUGGAAGUUCCGAAGAGAUGAAUGCUGAUUUGAAGGAAGAAAGCAGCCCUGUUGUAGAAGAAAGAAAUGGAAUGAUAGUCAUCCGGAGCACAGACAGAGCAGUAUUUUCUGAUCACACGAACACAAGCAUUAUCUCACAAAGCUCUCCAGAUUUUACGACUUCAUUUUUGCACAGUAGCCUAAAUAUACAAGGGAUAGUAUUAGAUGAACACCAAAAAGGAGAAAAUUGCCCUACAGAAGUAAAACAGAGAGUAGAAAUGGCCUGUGAAGUUCUUAGUCCUGGAGGGAAAAACCAAAAAGUGGGAUCGUAUGUAGGCUGGGUCUCUCCUGACCCUCUUGGAGUCACAAGCCACAGCAACAAAAAGAAUGUGGAGGGACCAGAGAUGCAAGGAGAAGACCAGAUCAUCGAGGUGGACGGCUGGUGUCAUCUGCCACGUUUUCCUACCAAGAACUCCAGGCCUGCAGAUAAGGCCUUGCAGAACUGUUGGGGGCUUCCAGAAGCCGAGGUGCGUGUGUGGGGUGCGCAGAUUCUGUUGGCGUUGGAGAGUCUGCAUGAGCAGGGCAUCUUUUGUCGUGAUCUCAACCCAAGGAACAUCCUGCUCACCAGCAACGGAAAGGUGUGUUUGACGUUUUUCAGCCAGUGGAGUGAGGUUCAGUCAGAGAUCAGCUCCAAAGCCAUUGAACAGAUGUACUGUGCUCCAGAAAUUGGAGGAGUUUCAAGGAUAACAGAAGCUUGUGAUUGGUGGAGUCUUGGGGCUUUGCUGUUUGAACUUCUAACAGGAAUGCCCCUUUGGCAGCUGCAUCCAGCAGGAAUCCAUUCCCACACCCAGCUGGUCAUCCCCGACCAUCUAAGUGCUGCAGCAGCUUCCCUGCUCACUGAGCUGCUUCAGUUCGAUGCGGGUUAUCGCUUGGGUUCUGGAGGUGGAGGAGUAAGCGAAAUUAAAUGCCAUCCAUUCUUCAGUGGUGUGUCCUGGAAGGCUCUUUCCUGCUAGCAGGGAUUUUAUUUUUUAUUUAUUUUUUUGCCAGAAUGGACUUAAAGAGAAAAGGCCGAUUUGGAUUUCACCAUCAUGUCCAGAGUGGAUGAAGCCCAAAUGUUACAUGAGAAUAUUCAAAGAAAAGGUUGUGCUUUGAAUUUCAAGUGCCUUGCAAAAGCAUUUAUACCUGACUUUUUUCACAUUACAACAACUACAACUACAAACUACACCAGCAUAAAAUUACAAACUUAGUCAUCUUAUUUGCCAGACCAACACAAAGUAGCACAUGAUUCUGAAGCACAAGUCAGAAAUGUUUUGCUCCUUCGUUCUUUUGUUUGCAUUAAGUUCCAUCCAAGCAUUUUAGUGCUUAUAGAUGCAUGAUGCUGCCUCCACCAUGCUUCCCAGAUGGGAUUUUAUUCAUCCAUCUUAUGGGCAAAAGCCAGGGGUAAACCCAGCACAGCCUAUCAAAGGACAAUACACAAUUAUACAAUUUAGAUCUAUCCUGGUUACAUUAGGUAGAGCGUCUGGCAUAAAAACAAAGUUGGUUUUGACCUACUGUGGUAACCUUUGAAUAAAGGAGCCGCCAGAGGGACCUGCCCCUUUUCAGUAAGAUUUUUCUGUGUUCCUCAAUUUCUAAAUAUUAAUGUCAUCUUGUGAUGUGGUAAAAUGUGAAAAAUCAGAUGCUUUUCCAAGGCACUGUGAUUCAUAAGUACAGGCACAAAGUGAUUUGCAGAACACUCAUAGGAACUUAUUGUGUUUUGAUGCAAUUUUUGAUAACUAGGUUUUACAUAUCACCUUCAUAACCAUCCUGCAUGUCAAUAAACCCUUCCAAACAAAGA